This is a messenger RNA of Spodoptera exigua (beet armyworm), 420 nucleotides long. NCBI's taxonomy places the organism in Eukaryota, Metazoa, Arthropoda, Insecta, Lepidoptera, Noctuidae. The record is from the annotation of a GenBank genome assembly.
AUGGACCGGAUUCCUGCACUACACGUAUCCCUGCACCUAGCACUAAUAAAUAGUUACCGUUUACUCGCAACGACACAAAUAAUACUGCGGGCCGUCGAACUUGCACCCGGUCAACGCACCAAGAUUUAUCUCUUCAUCCGCUGCACCAGGCUGGUGCUGGCUGCAGCCGGCGCUGGGGCGGGCAGCGCGCUGAGUGCGCACGCGCCGCCAGCCUGCACUAGCACGACACACGCACACACACAAGUCACCCUGCACUCGCGGACACGCGCGGCCGCCAAAUUUCAGCGGUUGACAUUCGAAGCGAGCAAUGAGGCGUGGCGUGCGCGCGCACGUCGGUCGGCGGCGGGCGGCGAGCGCUUACUGCCGCCCGCGCGCCUCGCUGCCUGCGACCAGCUUUUUGCUUUAAAGCUCCACAGAUAA